Cladocopium goreaui is the source of this 900-nucleotide messenger RNA. Lineage: Eukaryota; Dinophyceae; Suessiales; Symbiodiniaceae. The record is from the annotation of a GenBank genome assembly.
AUGCCUAAAAGAAAUCUUGUGUUGGCAGAAGACUGUGCGGGACUGGGGCCGCUGAAAGAAAGUUGCAAGCUUGCAGGCCUACAAAGUCAUGUAUACUACGUCUCGGAGAGCGACCCAAAGCUCCUAGAGCGGUUGAAAAAGAUCUACAAGCCGGAGUUGGUUUCGAAAGAUGCUAUGAAAAAAAAAGGAAUCCGUCAGCUGAUUGACAUCUUUGGUGCUGGCUGCCCGUGCCAGCCUUUUUCCCCCAUCGGGAAGCGAAAGGGGAAGAAGGACCCAAGGGCCAAAGUGUUCGAAAGAGUGGUAAAGCGCAUACAAGCCUGGCUACCGGAUACGUUUGUGUUAGAGAACAGCAAGUCCUUGACCAACAAGAAGCAUGCCAAAUUCUUCAAGAAGCUUCUCGCAAAGCUCAAGUCCAAAGGACACUAUAAGGUCUACUGGAAGGUUCUGGAUGCCUUCACCCACGGCGCGCUCCCUCAGCGACGUGAGCGCCUCUGGAUCGUCGGAGUCAAUAGCUAUGCGAUGAAGGGGCAAUUCUCCUGGCCAAAACCUUUGAAGAACCUGAAGAAGAUCAAGCUGUGCAAGAUGCUUGGGAGGAAAGCCCAAGACUAUGAGUUCCCAAAGUCUUCAACCGGGAAGAAGCGACUGCGAACAGCGCUGAAGUGGGAGCCCGUGCUUAACAAGGGCAAGAGGAGGGUGUUCCGAAAGCUUUUGGGUUACUUCGCACCGCCGAUUCAUGAGAAAUGCAGGGUGCAGGGUUGGGACCCAAAGCGUAUGCAAGCUGAUGAUCUCAGCGUCCGUGAGAUGGGGCUGGCUCUUGGGAAUGCUUGGCUCCCAGCGGGACUGGCGCAGAGCAGGAUGUGGCGGCCGCAGGGCAGCGAGGGGGGUGCCACGCCACAUUAA